Gamsiella multidivaricata is the source of this 1900-nucleotide messenger RNA. Its product is annotated as chromate transporter-domain-containing protein. Gene Ontology annotation, molecular function: chromate transmembrane transporter activity. Bases 133 to 1845 code for a protein of 570 amino acids. The transcript has a single exon. Gene Ontology annotation, biological process: chromate transport. NCBI's taxonomy places the organism in Eukaryota, Fungi, Mortierellomycota, Mortierellomycetes, Mortierellales, Mortierellaceae. The record is from RefSeq and is a predicted model, not a curated record.
CCGCUAUACUGCUCUAGAGCCAGGGCUUCUUUUCACGGCAGCGCUCUAUUCGUUAAGCCGUAAUAGCAGAAAAGAUCGCAACGACAAUAUAAGCGUGGAUAGAGCCACUUGGAUGGGCUCUCUGUGUCCACGAUGAUGCGACCUUUGUUGGCUGCAAUCCCUCUCAUUCAGUUUCCUAACGCCUCGUGCGCCUUUCAGGCUCUCUUUCACGGACCUCAAAGUUUGUCGAUCGAUUAUCCUAGCUCCCGCAGUAAUUUCGGGAGAGAUGAAGCACGCCAUAUUGCAGCAGCAAGCAGGUUGCACAUAAAAAGGGCCCAUAAUUCAUGGCUGAACCCCGCUUACCGAGGCUUCGUCCAAUUCUGCCCACCAAGCAUGUCGAAAACCAACGCCGAGAUUACACCGCACGCAUCCGACAAUGGAUUCAUGAAUAUCCCUGCUGAGAAAAAUGACACAGCCUACACUGCAUCAUCAGAGACAACCGUUGAUGUACCAACAAAUACAGAGCCAGCGAUUACUUUCGACUCGCUUGCCCCCUCCAACGAGUUUGAAGACAACACGAACUUACCAAAGAUGAGCUUCCUCCAGAUCUUCGUCUUCUUCUUCUUGGAGUUCGGACUCAUGGCCUGGGGCGGCUCAGUGGCGCAAAUCGCAAGGAUUAAGGAUAGACUGGUCAUCAAGAGGCGCUGGAUUACCAUUGCACGCUUCAAUCGAGUCUACGCAGUUUAUCAGAUGCUUCCAGGACCUGAGGCUGCUGAGAUCUGCAUGUUCUUUGGAUGUCUCGUCGGUGGGCGCCUUGGAGGUAUCGCUGCUGGAUUGGGAUUCAUCAUUCCAGGAUUCUUGGCCAUGGUCCUUCUGAGUUACCUCUACACCAUCGCCGGUUUGGAAAACGCCUACUUCAACGCUUCUUUCCGCGCGCUCCAACCCGUCGUCGCCGCUAUGGUCCUUGUGGCUGUGUUCAGGAUCGGCGAACAUGUGUUUGUCUCCAACAACACCCAAAAGCUCAACCGCGUCCUCUUCUUCCUUGCUAUUUUGGGUGCCCUCCAGUCGGCUCUGCGAAUCAACUACUUUAUCACCCUUGGUGUCUUUGGGAUCUUUUACAGUUUUUGGGCGCGCGGCUGGAGAUGGGCUGCAGGAGUCAUCAUGCUGUUGAACUACGUCGGAUACGCGAUCUAUGUUGUCUUCAAGGGAGUGCCUUCACCUUCCGCUCUUGCACUGGGUGUUGCCGCAGUACCGGACCUGCCCCAUCUUCUCGCACUCGGUCUUGUUGCCGGGAGUCUCUCAUUUGGAGGAGCCUAUACUGCCAUUCCGUUCGUUCAAGCCGAGGCUGUUGUCCUGGGAGGUUGGCUCGCGAAGCAGACGUUCCUGGACGGAAUCGCUCUUGGAAACAUUAUCCCAGCUCCUAUCGUCAUCUUUGCUACAUUUGUUGGCUUCCAAGGAGGCAACACGUACGGAGGAUUGGGCUAUGCCUUCUCUGGAAGUGUCCUCAUGACCCUCGGCAUGUUCAUUCCUUGUUUCCUGUUCACCAUUGCGGGCCACUCUCUGCUGGAGCGCAUUUGCAGGAACGAGACAAUGGCUACGUUCUUUGACGGCAUUACGGCUUCCGUUGUUGGAAUUAUCGCCAUUACGGCGCUGGACGUGCUUAAGGCCUCGGUGAUUCAUCUGCCCAAGCCUGGCGUGGUGCUAGAUUCUGCAGAGCUGAUUACCCUGGCGGCACACAAUACAAUUUCGGCCAUUAUCUUUAUCCUCGCUUUCUUUGUGUUGAAUAGUGUGCGACAUCAGUACUUGAGUAUCUUGCUAAUUGUGGUCGCAGCCAUUGCGGGCCAGUUUCUAUUUAUUGAUCUCUAAUUCAAGUCGCUAUAGUAUUUUAUCCUCGUGUAAUAAAAGCAUAGAUCAAUGUUAU